AUGCAGAAUAUCAACAUGAUAACUAAUCGAGAAAAUACUGAAGGAGAGUAUUCUGGGCUAGAGCAUGAGACCCACGGCAUGUUUGAAAGUCUUAAGAUCGUCAAUCGUAAGAAGAUUGGACGGAUCUCACGAUUUGCUUUCCAUUACGCAAAGACGUAUCACCGCAAGAAGGUUACAGCUGUACACAAAGCAAAUAUCCAGAAGCUUGGAGAUGGGCUCUUUCUCCACGUAAUUUGA
Cylicocyclus nassatus is the source of this 237-nucleotide messenger RNA. The record is from the annotation of a GenBank genome assembly. Lineage: Eukaryota; Metazoa; Nematoda; Chromadorea; Rhabditida; Strongylidae.